AUGUCAUCAGAAUCUGUGGGAAUUCUAUCGUCACCGGAUCGAUCCAGUUCGCCAUCAUUGAUCGAUCAACUGACUCAGAAUUCCUGUACAGCAACUCAGAUAUCUACGGACUAUCCCGGUGAAAUACUACAGCAAAUACGUUCGCCUGGAAAACGACAAUUAACAAUUGAAGAAUCAAUCGUAACGACGAAUGAUUCUAAACGUAUUUGUAACAGUAAUCUUCGAGAACAGUGUGAUUCCAAAUCAACUGCCAUUAUCACUUCGUCUCCGUCGCCAACAUCUUCGAACAAUACUGAUUCCAUAUCAUUUCCGCCAUCUUCACCUCUUUCGAGUGAAGUUAUCAAUUGGCUAGAUAUCUUUCUGGCCAUGUCUAAUGAAGAUCGGACCCGCGCAACUGAGGCGUUGAUACGUACUUGUUCGACGAAUAUACUUCAAUUGAAUCAGAUUAAAAAUCAAAUCGAACCCUAUUUUCAACGUGAUUUCAUUCGUGAUCUUCCUCGAGAAUUAGCUUUACAUGUAUUAAAAUAUCUGCCCGCAAAUGAUGUUGCGCGUGCAUCGCGUACAUGUCGAUCUUGGUAUGAGACGUGUAAUGAUAUCUUGCUGUGGAAACGUAUUUGUCAACGAAAAAUGAUUCCAUUGAAAAAACUACGAACGAUAUUCGAUGAAGCAAUUGAAAAUGAAUGGAAACGUUCCUAUGCCUGUCAUAAGCAUUUGGAAUACGUUUGGCAACAUGAACAAUUAGUACCUGAACCGGUCGUAUUGCGUGGCCAUGAAGAUUUUGUUAUCACUUGUUUACAGUUUGACGGUAAACGUAUUGUAUCAGGAUCGGAUGAUAAUACGUUAAAAAUUUGGUCAGUAGCAACAGGAAAGUGUGAUCAAACAUUAAUUGGACAUAAUGGUGGUGUAUGGUGCAGCGAAAUGACAGAUGAGCUUAUUGUCAGUGGUAGUACAGAUAGAACAAUUCGUGUCUGGAAUAUCGGUACAGGUGUUUGUCAACAUAUCUUAUAUGGACAUACAUCAACAGUACGUUGUCUAGCAUUACAUGGUGAUAUCGUCGUAUCUGGGUCACGUGAUGCUACUGUUCGAGUAUGGAAUAUUCGUACAGGUGAACGUCUCCAUAUGUUAAGUGGUCAUACAGCAGCUGUUCGUUGCGUGUGUUAUAAUGGCAAAUAUGUUGUAUCGGGUGCUUAUGAUCAUACUAUACGCGUUUGGCUGCCAGACCAAGAAAAAUGUGUACAUACACUUGAAGGACAUACCAAUCGCGUCUAUUCACUAGUGUUUGAUGGUAAACAUAUCGUAUCCGGUUCAUUGGAUUGUAUGAUUCGUGUAUGGGAUGUUGAACAAGGUACGUGUAUACAUCAAUUAACUGGCCAUUUGUCAUUAACAAGUGGAAUGCAAUUACGCGGCAACAUACUCGUUUCGGGAAAUGCUGAUUCAACUGUAAAAAUUUGGAAUAUCGAAUCUGGCAAAUGUCUGCACACGCUUGCAGGAAGAAACAAACAUGCAUCAGCUGUAACAUGGGUUCAAGUUGUCUUGAAUUAUGUUGUUAGUUCAGGUGACGACGGCACUGUCAAACUGUGGGAUUUGAACACAGGCGAUUUCAUUCGAAAUUUAGUUACAUUGGAUUCAAUGGGCAGUGGUGGUGUUGUGUGGCGGAUUAAAUGCACCGACUCGGCGCUAGUAUGUGCAGCUGGCAGUCGCAAUAGCACCGAAGAUACAAAAAAGCACGCGACAGAAAACAUAUAUAUAGUAACAAAACUGCUUGCACAGAUGAUGACAUUGACAUUAGAGGAAUUCAAUCAAUGUAUAUCUGAUCUCUAUGAACAAUCACAACAGAUUCAUGACCGUUGGCAAUUACUAAAGACCUCCAAAGGCUCGUAUUUAGUUUAUUCAUUCGUUGAUCAAGAUCACUUGAAACAUGAGUUUCAUAUUGUCUAUAGCGAGAGCUACGCCGUACCUGUUCUCUAUUUUAAUAUUAGUCAUUUGGAUGGCUCGUUAUUAUCAUUGGAUGACGUUUGGCAAUUAUUCACUCAUAAGAAAACUUCCAAGAUGUACGAAACGAUUACACAGCAAGAACAUUCAAUUCUUCAUCGACCUUUUUUCGUUCUUCAUCCUUGUCACACGGAAAACGUUUUAAAACAAGUCGCUGAUCAACCGAUAAAGAAAAAAUUCCUCUUUUGGCUAUCUAUCUAUGGUCAAUCAGUGGGUUUACCUUUAUCAGUUCAUUAUGCAAUCGAUUGA
Adineta ricciae is the source of this 2241-nucleotide messenger RNA. Lineage: Eukaryota; Metazoa; Rotifera; Eurotatoria; Adinetida; Adinetidae. The record is from the annotation of a GenBank genome assembly.